Messenger RNA from Hylaeus anthracinus, 903 nucleotides. Its product is annotated as acyl-CoA-binding domain-containing protein 6-like. The transcript has a single exon. The coding region runs from base 150 to 842 and encodes 230 amino acids. The record is from RefSeq and is a predicted model, not a curated record. NCBI's taxonomy places the organism in Eukaryota, Metazoa, Arthropoda, Insecta, Hymenoptera, Colletidae. Gene Ontology annotation, molecular function: fatty-acyl-CoA binding; protein binding.
CAGCACAGGAUGUGGAGUUGUAGAAUUCAAAGAUAUAAUUACAGUAAACAACGUACUUAGUAAAACUCAUAUUUUGGAAAGCAACAAACUGUUUGUUAUAAAAAGUUCCAUUAAUCGAUACUCAGAGUAAGGUAAAAAAAACCUUCACAAUGUGUCUUGAAGAAACAUUCAAUAAAGCUGCAAGUUAUUUACAAACAUUGGCAUCAGAAUUAAAUACAAAUGAACUCCUUAGAUUCUAUGCUUUAUACAAGCAGGCUACAGUUGGACCUUGUAACGUUCCAAAGCCUACUUGGUAUCAAGUGCAAGCUAGACAAAAAUGGGAAGCAUGGAAAAAUCUUAAUGAUAUGAGUCAUGACGAUGCUAUGAAUAAUUAUAUACUAGAGUUAACCAACAUAAGUCCUACCUGGGAAGAAGAUGCAAAGUCUGAAACACAUGGUUGGGUUGCUAUUAGUCGUUUAAUAAACACAGAAGAAGAAAUAAAUGAUAUUGACAAAACCUUGUUGGAUUGGAUAAAAGAAGGUCAUGAAGAAAAAGUGCAAGAAUUGUUGGACAAAGAAGCAAAACUUGUAAAUGUAACAGAUACAGAAGGUUUAUUACCGAUACAUUGGGCUGCGGAUCGUGGUUAUGCAAAAAUCAUAGAACUCUUAAUUAAGAAAGGAGCAGAUGUAAAUUCACAAGAUGCAGAUGGACAAACCCCAUUACAUUAUGCAGCAUCGUGCGGGCAUAUCGAUGUUGUAAAAUAUUUACUUUCUAAUGGAGCUCUAUCUAUAAAAGAUAAUGAUGGUAUGAAACCCGAAAAUGUUGCUGAUGUUAGUACACUAACAUAUUUACUCAGUAUGUAAUAGUACUAGCUAAAUUUAUUUGUGUAUAUUAAUAAAUUGAAUUGACAAUUUUUUAAUGGAA